Molecule: messenger RNA, 5603 nt
Organism: Pseudophryne corroboree (corroboree frog)
Lineage: Eukaryota; Metazoa; Chordata; Amphibia; Anura; Myobatrachidae
Gene: NPNT
Product: nephronectin
Exons: 14
Coding region: 308-2404 (698 amino acids)
Cellular component (GO): membrane
Molecular function (GO): calcium ion binding
Source: RefSeq, a predicted model, not a curated record
AAGGUGACGUGCGCUGCUGCCAGUGAGGGUGUGUGUGCUGGGGAGGCAGCUCCUCCUCACUCACAGGCAGCCCAGAGAGGGAGCUGAGGAGCUCGGCAUGUGUCAGACAGAGUGCUCCAUGCAGGGAGGAGGACACACGCAGACCUGCUGCCGCUGCCUAUGACAGGGAAGGAAGUCAGGGCUACUGUACCUCACCUGCUGACAGUGUUUUGGGGAAUCGGAGACUGGGAGGGAGAGUAAAUCUGGCCCUACAGUAUCUCUCCCCUGCCCUGUCCGCCCGAAGUAAUAGUAACUUCGUAUUACUCUGAUGCAUCACAUAGCCAUGGAAUUAAUGCUAAGGUUAAUGAUUGCCUGCUCCCUGUACCUGACUGCUGCUGGGGACUAUGACGGAAGGUGGCCCACACAGAUUGCUUCAUCAACAGGUCUCUGUCGGUAUGGUAACAGAAUUGAUUGCUGCUGGGGGUGGGCUCGACAAUCUUGGGGACAAUGUCAACCUUUCUACUACGUCUUAAGGCAGAGAAUAGCCAGCGUAAGGUGCCGUACACAAGCCAUUUGCCAGCCAGCGUGUAAACAUGGAGAUUGUGUUGGACCCAACAAGUGCAAAUGUCACCCAGGAUAUACUGGAAAAACCUGCAAUCAAGAUGAGAGCCUGUUGACCAUACAGCCUGGCUGGUACCAUGAAGUUCCUCUUUACCAUUCUGUGGAUGUUCCAGCAACAGUGUAUCCUCCAGGCGAUCUGAAUGAAUGUGGACUGAAGCCUCGACCAUGCAAAUACCGCUGCAUGAAUACGUAUGGAAGCUACAAGUGCUACUGUCUGAAUGGAUACAUGCUGAUGGCCGACGGAUCAUGUUCAAAUGCACAUACUUGCUCCAUGGCAAACUGCCAAUACGGAUGUGAUGUACUGAAAGGAGAGGUCCGGUGUCGUUGUCCUUCUCCUGGUCUGCAGUUAGGACCAGAUGGGAGAACUUGUUUGGAUGUGGAUGAGUGUGCAACAGGAAAAGCUGUGUGUCCUAGGUUUAGAAAAUGUGUCAACACUUUUGGAAGCUAUAUUUGCAAGUGCCAUCCUGGAUAUGACUUAAUACAUGCUCAUGGCAAAUACCAGUGUUUUGAUAUUGAUGAAUGCUACACUGGCCAGUAUCAGUGCAGUAACUAUGCAAGAUGCUACAACACACCAGGAUCUUACAAGUGUAAAUGCAAUGAGGGAUACCGAGGAAAUGGAGCUGACUGCUCACUGAUCCCCAGAGUUAUGAUUGAUCCUUCAGGUCCACAUAAUUUUCUACCAGGUAAAGAUAGUAUGAGAAACACAUUAAAGGGGAAUGGCAGCUCACUGAGUGGUAGUGAAGGAAGCAGCAACAGAAUCCCAGACUUUGGUGGCAGACACCCUAAGUGGCCUCCUUCACCCUCUAUUACAGAAAAGCCUAAUCCAAGGACAACACCCAAGACUACAACACGGCCAGCACCCAUUCCCAUAACUAGGCUGCCACCAAAGCCUGCGACCAGGCCACCACAGCCAGCGACCAGGCCACCACAGCCAGCGACCUGGGCACCAAAGCCGGCGACUAGGCCUCCACAGCUGACGACCAGACCUCCACAGCCAGCGACCAGGCCUCCACAGCCGGCGACCAGGCCUCCACAGCCGGCGACAAGGCCUCCCCAGCCAGUGACAAGGCCUCCCCAGCCAGCGACCAGGCCACCCCAGCCGCCUACGAGACCACCCCAGCCAGCGACAAGGCCACCUCAGCCAGCAACCAGGCCACCCCAGCCAGUGACAAAGCCACCACCAACCACUACUCCCCCACAGCUCUCCACUAGACUGCCAGAUGAUAACAGGAUUGAGGACCAAGGGAAACAGCGGGGAGAUGUGUUCAUUCCACGGCAUGAAAACAACAUCAUCUUUCAGUUUGAUGUUGAGAAAGGGCUUAGUGCAGAUGAGGAUGAAGAAAAUGAUGAUCCAGGAGUCUUGGUUCACAGCUGUAACUUUGACAGUGGUCUGUGUGGCUGGAUUAGAGAUAAAGAAAAUGAUUUACACUGGGAACUGGUCAAAGAUGCUUUAGGAGGACAGUACCUAACUGUCAUGGAGCCCAAAGGACGCUCUGGAAAAGUAGCACGGUUAGUCCUCCCCCUUGGACACCUGUCGUACUCUGGAGACCUGUGCCUGUCAUUUAGACACUUGGUGUCUGGAGAAAACUCCGGGAAACUACAAGUCUUUGUAAGAAGAUCUGGUCAUCAUGGGCCUGCUCUGUGGGGAAGAAGAGGCAGUAUCGGCUGGGGAGAGACACAUAUAACCCUGCCCGCAUCUGGUGUCAAAAGUAUUAUCUUCAAAGCGGAACGAGGGAAAGACAGAACAGGACAAGUUGGCCUCGAUGAUGUCAGUGUGCAAAGAGGGCACUGUCCUAAAGCAUAAAACUCCGGACAUUUGCAGCUAGUGUUUGACGACCCACCAUGAGAGGGGGGCAGGGAAAUGAACACAAAUUACCAAAUCUGUUGUGAAAGGGAGAGACAAAAAAUUGACAGCCAAGGAGAACUGAAGGUCUUUGCAUUCUCCCCUUACAAAAAUGACAACAGGCACAAGAACGUUGUAGAAAAAAUCUUUUUCAGAGAUUAUAUCAAUGUGCUAAGCUUCCCAAUACUGUGUACACACUACCAAAGAACAUUUCCCGAGGAACUGAACUGAAGAGAGUUGGGAGAAACGUGUCUGGUCUGAUGUUAAUUCUUGAAAUACGUGUGCUUGAGCUUCUGAGAAUACUAGAACCACUAAUAUUAAUUGACUUUUACCGAGUUAAACUCCAAUGGUAAUGGAGCAAAAAGCUUUGUAAAUGCAUAUUGUAUACCUAAGUAUUUAUCAAUGGAAUUGAGCUACACAACUUGUAUAGGUAUAGCAUUUUAUUUAAUUACGUUGAACAAAUUAUAAGGUCAAGUAGACAGUCUACAAGUCAUCCAGGACAGAUAUUUGGUGCUUUUUAAAUAGGUUUUGUUGACCAUAUAAGAAAGGUCAAAGAUGUAUUUUAUGUCUAUAGUAAACUUAUUUUUGUUGGUCUCUCAGUCCUGACUACAUGCAGAUUAUUACUUACAUGCAAAUGCUUGAAAUGAUGUUGUCUGCCACAUCUAAAGAUAAUAAGAUCAUUUAUAUUCUGGAUGUUUUCUCCACAAGGAUUUGAACUGAAGCUUGCUUUUAGAACUCGCAUUUAUUUUUUCUCUGAAUAUACAUGUACUGCAGCUGCUUGUCCUAAUAUACUACAUAUACAGUAGCAGGCGUAAAGCAUGUCAGUGAUGGUAAAUGGGGUAUGCAGAUGGCACUUAGAACACAAUCAAGAACAUACAUUGUCCAUAGUAGAUGUUACAUAAGAUUAACUGAGCGUAAUAUCCAGUUACUGAUACUGGAACAGACAUGCAAUAGGCUUGUUUGUGUGCUGCCUUUGUCAGCUGGAUGGAAACAAAUGAUAGAAGUACAGUACAUGCAGAAGGCAGAACAAAUAGUAGGCACUACAUGGAGGAUUCAACCCAAAUGUGGAUUGAAGAAAGAAGACAAACUCUUGUCCUGUAGGUAGAUGACUCACAAUAUAUGGACAUUAUUACAUUGUAUUGUAAACUAGAUACAGUAGAUUUCAAAUGAAAUACUCCGUACCACAAUGAUUACAUUCUCCUGGGUGAAAUACGUUAGUAUUAUGCAAAUGUGAUUAGGACAAUGGAACACCAUAUUUAGAGAAAGAACAGUAACUUUGCGUUAUGGCCCAAACAUAAACGUUCUGCAUUUUACACAAGAAAAUAGUGAAUGAAUCACAUGUAGCAUUUGUAAUAUAUGAAACUGCUAAAUCUUUCCAGUCAUUGGAGCUUCUUUGAUAAAUAAAUAUGGAUUAUAGUGGGGUUUUUUAAAUUACUUUUCUCAUCAUAAUAAUGUUAAAAAUGAACAUGCUACAAAGUUAUGAUAAAUAAGAUCAUCAGGAAAAUGCAAAUACAUUUGUAGUAUAAUGAAAAGGAAUGUAGUCACUUGUAUAUUAGAAUCUUGGAAGGACUUAGCAUACUGGAACCAUUCCAUGUUGUAGCUAAGGCUACUUAUGUACUGUCCUAGUAACUAGUAGGCGCCAUCCGCAUAUUCUCUCACGCCUCACUCUUAAUUAUAAGUGCCAGAUUUCCAUCACGGUUGUAUCCGGAAUGUGUCAUGCUAGGAGUUUGUUUUGAGGACUUAAAAUAAAAACUUUUAUUGGGUUAUAAUGAGAUGAUACUAGUAAUAAAAAAAUAUUUGUAAGAUGAUAUAGAUAUUAAAAACAUAUUUUGUGUUCCUGCCUUAUAAAUGCAACAUCUAAAGGUGCAGCAAAAUUUACUAUUAUCUCUAGUAGUAAAUAAGUAAGAUACAGAUGAUGCGCAAUAUAAAUGUGAACUCAAAUGCCAAACACUGUAAUAUUUUAAUUGUAUAAAUAUAAAUGGAAGGUACAACAUCCAUUUACUUUCUAGCUCAUUAGUAUGGGGUUCAGUAUGACUUCCCAAUGGACGUGAUCCCAUCGGUCAUAAUCCCGACAGUGGCAUCCCAUCCAUCAGAAUCCCAACAGCCCCCUAUAAAGUAACCUAAUCCUCCCCUGCCCCCUACCCUAACCCUCUCCGGUGGUGCCUAAACCUAACCCUCCCCGGUGGUGCCUAACCCUAACCCUCCCCGGUGGUGCCUAACCCUCCCUUCCCUGCUUCCUAAACCUAACCCUCCCUGCUUGGUGCCUAACCCUAGCCUCCCCUUCUAUGUGCCCAAACCUAACCUUCCCUCCCCGGUCCCUAACCAUAACCUUUCCCGGCCCUGCACCCUAACCCUACCUAACCCUAACCACACUUCUCCUGCCUAAACCUAACCUCCCCACCCCGCGGCAGGACACCCGCUGGAUGGACAAUCUGGAUUCCGGCUGUUUAUAUUGUGACGCCAGUAUCCUGAUUGGCAUCGGUAUUUAGACGCCAGGAUUGCGGCGUCCUUUGAAAUCCCGGCGUUGGUAUAUCGACUGCCGGGAUCCCGUCUGUCGGGAAGCUAGCUGCAUCCACAUUAAUAGUAUAGAAUUGCAUAACACUAGUGCGAUAUAAACAAUGUGACCAUAGGAAUGAUUAUCCAUACUAAGAAAUUGUUCUACAUCAUUAAGUGUUUUCCUCCAAAAUGUAAAUACAGACUGCUACAAAUAUACACAGUGUAUAUACAUAUAACAUACAUCCCCCUGUUUCAUACAAGAAUGUAUGCCAGGAUUUACUAAGUAAUCAUCAGCCAAAUAAAAGCCAUACAGUCCAGGGCCCCUCCAGCAAUUUCUCCAUAGGGCCACAAAAUAAUAGUAAUCUCUAUAUUCCAAGUAAAACAUACUGUAUGGCUAACCUAUUCUAAUCUUAUAUUGUACUUGUAUUUUGUAUUUGUAUACUAUUUAUUGUUAACAUGUAUUGUGACUUCUGAACGUUGCUGCUGCCAUUUGUUAUCAGUGAUUACUGUUUUUUUGCUCUUGCAUAUUGUUUGUGUUCUUUUGUCAUCUGACAUUCCAGUUCACAGUUAUAGUAUGCACCAUUGGAAUUUAUCAUUAGUAAAUACAAACAUAAUAUUUGUAUAGUCCAAGUCUGUGUAUUUAAUAAAUGUCAUUGUUUUCACA